Hevea brasiliensis (rubber tree) is the source of this 631-nucleotide messenger RNA. Its product is annotated as cytochrome c oxidase copper chaperone 1. Gene Ontology annotation, molecular function: copper chaperone activity; copper ion binding. Bases 184 to 426 code for a protein of 80 amino acids. NCBI's taxonomy places the organism in Eukaryota, Viridiplantae, Streptophyta, Magnoliopsida, Malpighiales, Euphorbiaceae. The transcript has 3 exons. The record is from RefSeq and is a predicted model, not a curated record. Gene Ontology annotation, cellular component: mitochondrial intermembrane space.
CAGAGACGCUCCAAAAUCACCUACAAAACUUGGCCUUACAGUCUCUCACACAUCCUCUCUCAAUCAGACAUUCAACCACCACCUAGGAACUACCCACCUACGCAUCUAAAGCCUGUCCCUCACUUCUCUUGCAAAAAUUUCUAACGUUUCCCUCUUUCAGUAAUAUUUUUAAGACUUUGUGAAAUGGGUGGGCUGCCUUUGCAAAAUGCUUCCUCUACCUUAGCUCUGCCAGGAUCCGAGCAAACUAAGGGUUCAGCAAUUACAUCAUCUGUAGCAGAAUCAAAGCCAAAAAAGAAGAUAUGCUGUGCCUGCCCUGAAACUAAGAAGCUGAGAGAUGAAUGCAUUGUGGAGCAUGGUGAAACUGCUUGUGCAAAAUGGAUUGAGGCUCAUCGUCAGUGCCUUCGAGCUGAGGGUUUUAAUGUUUGAAAUUGAUUUAGAUGGUUGAGUUGAUAAAAUGAUACCAUUUUGGGCAUAAGAUACUUGCUUUUGGAACUAUUCACAAUAGUUGAGGAAUAAAGAAAGAAAAAGGCAACUUUUCUUGACUACUUAUGUUUCAAAUUGUGCAAUUUAUUGAAAUUAUGAGGCAGUCUUAACAAUUUAAAAUAGACUGAGUGCAUAGAUGCAACCUUAA